ACCAACACCACCACCACCAACGCCACCUCCACCAACGCCACCACCUCCACCAACGCCACCUCCACCAACACCACCUCCACCAACACCACCAACGCCACCAGCAGCGUUGCCUCCAACAACGUCACUUACAACGACUCCGCUUACUUCAUGGUGGAGUUCGUGCUGAGAGGCCGCGACGCCUCCUACAAGGACCAGGUGGCUGCUGGAGUCUCGGCCGCCCUCGCCAACGACACGAACGUGGACCUCACCGGGAUGGUGUACAAAGUUGUGGCGUGCAGCCAGGAUCCUCCAGCGCCACCUGCCACCACUAACCUCACUUCAACUGGCAACUUGGCAGGUGCAACAGCCACUUACACCUGCGGCGCUGGGUACAGGUUGAAUACCCUGUCAGACACCCUGGUGUCUCUGUGUGACCACUCCACCACCGUCUGGACCCCCAUCCCGGCCAACCUCUCCUGUAUCGUAGACAUGCGGUGUGUGGGUCCCCCGCCCCUCCCCCCCGCCAACGCCUCCUACACCUGGGACCGAAAGAACCUGGAGCAGUUCACCCAAGUCAACUACACCUGUAUGCCCAGCUUCAGGGCGACAGAAGGAACGUUCCAGACGUCUCAGUGUGUGAACAAGAACUGGACGAACAUCUCUUCAACUUUCCAGUGCGAGUACUACGGGUGUGGGUCGCUGCCUCCACAGGUGCCCGACAACGCCAUCCUCACCUGGAACACCUUGAUGACACAGAACACCGUCGCUACCUACACCUGUAUGGAUGGCUACUUAGCCACCGGGUCGUCGAGCUCCGUGAAGCUGAGUUGCACCAACAAGACCUGGGGAGACCUGCCUCCCAAGUUUGGCUGCAUCAGCAGCGCUUAUGCCUUUAGAACUCAGGUGAUCAUCGAUGACAUUGACUACUUCCUGGUCAUCACCAUCCCCUCGCUCGUAGGGUUGCUUUUCUUCAUUUGCUGCUGCCUGUGCUGCACUAGGACUGACUCCCCAUUAUACUGCAUUUGCAACCCCAGGAGGAAAGAUAAUGGUUUCCCCUAACACAAGCCCUUCGCACACUACUCAAACAUUUAACCAAGGAAGCGGAGAACUAAAAUGUGUUUUCUCGUAACCCAUCGGCACGCCGGGCCGAAUCUGACUUGACUUUUAUGAGUCAUAUAUGAGUAAAGUUAUGUUAUUGUAUAAUAUUUCAAGCAGAGAGUGUGCACGGUUUCAUUGUUACAAAAUUAUUCAAGUAUCAUUUAGUGUUAACAGCAUCUUUAAUUCUCAAAAAGGAUCGUUACUGACAUUAUCGUAUUUUAUAAUGAAGCGAUGUAAACACCGAGAUGUAUACUUUUGUCUUCAACAACGGCACUUAGGAGUGAAGUAUACUUGCUGUUGUUGACUGUCGUCGCUCCUAAAUCAACAACAACAUAAUUGCUUGUAUGUCAGUAACCUAGGAUUGAUGGGGUUGACAAUAUGUAGCCAGUAAAGGCUCUUGUAGAGUCUACAAGAAUAAUGUUCGUAUUAGUUAUGUAUAUUUAGAGCAUUUCAAUGUAGAAUUUCAUGGUACAAAUAUUGAUAUCCAAGGAAAGGGGGCAUUGUCAUCAAAGGUGGAGUCACAACUAGCAAGCAUAUAAUUCAUAUACUUAUAAUUAUUAAAUAUAAACACAAUAAGAUAUCUUCAGUAUAUCACCUCAGGGUAUUAACCAACUAUAUAUCAUUCGCUGGAUGUCACAAAGAAACUUAACACUGCUUAGUUCAUCCACCACAACGGAAUUUCUUAAGAUAUGCUGAAAUGUCCAUUUCUGGGGCCAGAUUCACGAAAGCAGUUACGCAGGCACUUACGAACCUGUACAUCUUUUCUCAAUCUUUGGCGGCUUUGUUUACAGUUAUUAAACAGUUAAUGAGCUC
Messenger RNA from Procambarus clarkii (red swamp crayfish), 1890 nucleotides. The record is from RefSeq and is a predicted model, not a curated record. NCBI's taxonomy places the organism in Eukaryota, Metazoa, Arthropoda, Malacostraca, Decapoda, Cambaridae.